AUGACGGCCCCCCGCUCCACGUCCCUCCGUGCUCUCCGUCAGAUUGCCCAGCACCCCCGGGCAAUCCCAGUCACUCGCCGUAGCCUUCACAUGACCGGUGUGCAAUCUGCGCAGCCUGCCAAUCCGGCCGACAAGGCCUCUCUGUACGCUGCUCGUACCCUGCCCGAUUUGAAGCAGGAGUGCCAGCGUCGCUCGCUUCGUGCUGCUGGCAGCAAGUCCGAGCUGAUUGAGCGUCUUUCCAACCACGAUGUCCUUCAGAGCCGUGCAUUCAGCAUCGCCAUGCGCAGAAUCAACAGUAAUGCUUUUGCUGAACGUCUUGUCAUCACCGAAACUAACGAUUUGUCUCGAAAUCUCAGUCCCGCCGUUCGCACCUUCAAUACCUCUCGCUCCCACAAGGCUGUGGGCGAUACUUCCACGGUCGACUUUAUUCACUUGCCCAACAUGUCCACUCUGGAUGCUCCGUCCUCUCGUCCCGCCGGUCCUCGCGUUCCGGUCCUCCCCGAUUUAUAUUCGCACCAUGACAGCCCCUCCGUCCCCGGUGCCCCACCCAUGAAGCCCCAGAUCUACAGUGUUUCUGGCGGUGACAUCAGUGCCCCCUCUCCCAUGAGCGAGGUGGUCGAUAACCACGCCGUGGAUAUUGACCCCUUCUCCUUGACCGAGGCUGUAGGCCGCAGUCGGAUCGGAGAGGAGAUGGCUCGCUCCAAUGGGUCAAGGAAAGAGCCUAGUCUGGUGAAGGAACUCUGGUCGGGGUUCCUGGACGAUGUGCUCGGUCCGAAGCAGACCGCGGCUCGGAAUUAA
Molecule: messenger RNA, 798 nt
Organism: Penicillium oxalicum
Lineage: Eukaryota; Fungi; Ascomycota; Eurotiomycetes; Eurotiales; Aspergillaceae
Product: SAP domain-containing protein
Exons: 3
Coding region: 1-798 (265 amino acids)
Source: RefSeq, a predicted model, not a curated record